AGCGAGCACGAUCGACGCGGUGCGGCGCACAACGUACGGCGAGCGGGGCACGCGGGAACGGGGGAACAGCUGGAAGGGAUGGCGGCGUUAGGGAUGUGCGGGCACGACGGGGGCAGCCGUGUUAUACAGUGUGGGAGCAGCCAGCAGCAGCAACCAGGAACAGCAGUAGAUACGGCAGCGGUAUAAGCAAACUACUACCAAGUACUACGAACGAACGGACGAGACGUCGUCGUAGUUUUCACGAAUAAACGUUAUCGCGCGAGUUCACGACAAGAGUGAAAAAAGUGGUAACACGACAAACGGUGGAAUCGUGUUCUCAUCGUGCACAGUGCGGGUCGUUCGACCACUACGUAUACGUAUACUCGUGCAUACGCACACAUAUACUCACUCACACACACACAUACACAUCACGCACACACGGGGAGUGCUUGAAAACGUGCAUCAUAUAGACGUGACUGCGCAGUCGCCAUGGGCAGCAUGACGGGAAGAUUGAAACCAAUGUGAAUAUAUGUGUAAAAUGGCAACUAAAAUGAACUAUGUGCAAGUGAGCACUAUUAGCAAAAGAUACUUCUUUUUCUGAAAGGGUGUCUGUAUUUUAAUUUUAAAAGGGUAUAAGGAAACAUGACAGAUGUUAAACCAAUUGGAAUUUCGCCGUCUCAACCACAACCACAACAACCUCAACAGCAGCAGCAGCAGCCAUCACAGCAACAGCAACCUCAACAACAGCAAAUGAUGAUUGCAACCCACGAAUUACAACAACAACAGAACGUACAACAGCCACAGCAACCACAGCAACAUGUGCAACAGCAGCAGCAACAACCUCAGCAAGUACAACAGCAAGCUCAGCAAGUGCAGCAGCAACAAGUGCAGCCGCAGCAACAGAUGCAACAACAAGUACAAGCACAGCAGCAAAUGCAAGUUCAGCAGCAAGUACAACAACAAGUACAACAGGUACAGCAGCAAGUUCAGCAGCAGCAGCAACAGCAACAACAGCAGCAGCAGCAGCAACAGCAAAACAACGGGCAGCAUAAUGUUGUUCCUACUCAAGUUCAAGUGCAGCCACAGGUAGCUGCUAGCAUGCCGCAACAACAGCUUCAAGGUGCUGUCGCAGUAUCAAUGCAACAUCAGCAGCAGCAAGGAGUAGGUGGUGUGUCCAUGACACUCUCAGGUCAACAGGGUGCAACCACUAUAACUACCAUGGCUGCGCAUCCGCAAGCGGUCCAAGUAAUUCAACAGCCAUUGCAAAAUCAAGCUUAUCACUUGCAACAAUUAUACAAUGCUCAGGGCACACCUCUGAUAAUGCCAGGAAAUCUUGCUCUCCACCCAGCAGGCAUAAAUCCUUCUUCUAUUCAAGUAAUAACAGCUGGAAAGCCAUUUCAAUCUGCAGCUCAACUAACUCCACACAUGCUGACAACAGCAUCUACUCCUGGACAAGGCGGUGCGCAUCCAGGGGCUGGCGGUACGAAGGUUCAAGGAUUUCCUACCGGCUAUUUACCCGUGCCAACCUCAGCUACUCCUGGCGGAGGUCAGACGUUGGUAUUUGGCCAAUUGGAUGUACUGGGUUCUCCUCAACCUCCACCCUCGUUGCAGCAGCAACAACAGCAACAAUCCGCAAACAAGCAAGAUCAGGUUCAAAAGUACGCAACAUGUGCUGCUGGAACACCUUCAGGUGGAAGGAAUGCCGGCAUGCAAUUCGCACCGUGGCAAUUCGCACCACAGGUAUGGACUGCAGGGUUGCAGUCGCCGACGAUCUUGACUGCUGCGCCAAAUCCCAUUUUUCUUAGGGGUGCCACACAACCUGAUAUGUUUAUACAGAGCCCUCAGCCAAUACAAGCGCACAAUGCUCUCGCAACGCAACAGCAAAUUCACGGUGUGCAACAAAUCGCGGCUACUGGUGGGAAACCGAAGGUAAUGGAUAUUCAGCAGCAGCAGUCGCAGCAGGGUAAGCCGAAUGUGGGUGGCCAACGACCGUUGAGCAUCUUACCAUCAUCUUUACAAGCAGUACAAGCUGCCAAUAUACGCGCAGCCAGUUCUGUUUCCACGCAAACUGUUCACGGAGUUCAAACUACGGUACAAGCACAGAGUGGUAAAAAUGCCGGAAGCUCUGGAAAAGGCCGUAAACCUGCGCAGGUACCGCAACAACAGCAACAACAACAACCAACUCAGCAGCAAUCGAUACAGCAUCAACUUGUUUUUAUACAACAGAAACAACACACACAACAGCAGCAGCAGCAGCAAUUGCAACAACAAUAUCAGCAACAAGUGCAGUCUACCCAACAGCAGAUACAACCUAAACCUAUCAUGACGAAUAUGACGUUACAACAGCAACAACAACCCGGCGUCGUUUUGGGUGCGGACCGUCCUAUUAUGCCGGUUGUAUCAGUGGGUGGAGUUGGGGUUGGAGUGGCCACUACGUCACAGAUGAAUCAGGUGCCCCAAACUCCCAUGCCAGCGGUGCAACAACUUCCUUUAUCGGCCAUUAAUCCAACUAUAAUAAGUAAUCAAAUACUUAGCGGAGCGUCGCAAGUUCAGACGAUGCCAAUUGUGAACACUGCACAAGAUCAGCAAAAUCAGCACGAUAACACCAAUUCAACGAUAAUGAUCACAUCACCGGAACGUAAUCCGCAAGCGGAAUGUCCACUAAUGUCGUCCACCACGAAUCCACCGGUAGCGAACGACGAUGGAUUAAAGUUACUGCUGAAGAAAGAAGAAGUGCCUGUCGUCACUACGGAGGAAAUCACGAUACUUCAGACAACAGAAGUAACAGAUGGGGACCAGAAUAAGCCGGUAAUAAAAGAAGAGGAAACGCUUGUCCAAAAAGUGGAAGAGAAACCGUGCAAUAAUCCGUUAGCAGGGCUUGCCAAUGCUGUGAACGCGAUUACGAACGGAGUGAGCAGCGAUGAACCAUCGAAUAUACCAGUCUCAGUACCAGCCACAGUAAAUAGUAAUAAACAAGCGCCACCUAAAGCCAUGGUAAAGCCGCAAGUCCUCACGCAUGUAAUAGAGGGAUUUGUGAUACAAGAAGCGUCGGAACCGUUCGCGGUAAGUCAAGACACUACCAAUACUCUCAAUCGGAAUAACACAGCCACCGAAAGGGAAACUCUCGAAGAACCACCGAGAAAGAAACACAUUCCUAAUUAUCCGAGUGAAGAGGAUGGAAGCAGUAGAUCGACCAGUAAAUGUGAAAACUGCGACAAGAUAAUCGACGAACAAAACAUCAAGCUCAAGAAAGAGAAGCGAUUUUGCUCGUCAUUGUGUGCGAAGAGCAAAAAGCGCGAAACGCGCGAUGCUAAACUGGAGAAGCAGUGGACAGAGACUGAAACUAAAACCGCCGAUAAUGACAUAACGAAAAAGAACAGUGAGGAGAGGCCGUUAUCAACGAGCACCACAUCCUCCAUCGAUGAAUCACUGCCGAAAGUGAAUCCAGUUAAAUGGACGGUGAACGAAGUGUGCGAUUUCAUACGCGGUUUACCAGGAUGCGCUGAUUAUGCGGAGGAUUUCGCCAUUCAGGAAAUCGACGGUCAAGCACUUAUGCUGCUGAAAGAAGACCACCUCAUGUCAGCUAUGAGUAUUAAAUUGGGUCCCGCAUUGAAGAUCGUAGCCAAGAUUGAUUCGAUGCGCAUAGACUCUAAUUCUACUCCAAGCUCGAACAGCUCGUAACUAGGUUCAGCCGCAAAAAGCGGCCAUCUUUAUGGUGUCGAUUUCUAGUUUAUGGGCUACAGGGUUUUGUGCAAGUGCUCCUCAUGAUGAAGUGUGUCGUAGUGUAUCGAAAUGUAUUUCAUCGGACGUUUUACAAUCGUGAAUAUAUGUCGUUUAACUCUAAAAACAGUUUAUAUAAUUUUUUCUUUUUCUUUUUGUAAGUAUGUUACACAAUGAUGAUCGAAAUAAUGAUAACAGACGUUGCUCGACUUACGAACGAGGUAAGGAAUUUCGUGUUAUCAUUGUCAUCAAAAUCGAGACAUUUGUGAGUGGCGAUAAAACUCGGGACUUUUCCUCUUGUGAAUGUCCGUCCUUUUCAGGACAUGUCUUACCACAAUGUUUUCUUGUUUAUUAUAUAACAAGGACAUUGCUUGUUCUAUGACGAUGAAUAGGAAGGAUUGUGUAUCAUACGCGUGCACAAGAUUUUCCAAAUAAUAAACUUUGAAAAAGUGUUCAGCCGAAUGAUCUUUGCAUAAAAAUACUUUUUUCAAAGAUCAUACCUCGAUCACGUGUUAUUCGAGAAUAUCGUCCUAUAUUAUCAAUUGGAUAUAGUUUCUCGAAAA
This is a messenger RNA of Harpegnathos saltator (Jerdon's jumping ant), 4262 nucleotides long. RefSeq lists its product as uncharacterized. Gene Ontology annotation, cellular component: nucleus; PRC1 complex. Gene Ontology annotation, biological process: negative regulation of DNA-templated transcription. The transcript is spliced from 14 exons. NCBI's taxonomy places the organism in Eukaryota, Metazoa, Arthropoda, Insecta, Hymenoptera, Formicidae. Gene Ontology annotation, molecular function: chromatin binding; histone binding. The coding region runs from base 622 to 3660 and encodes 1012 amino acids. The record is from RefSeq and is a predicted model, not a curated record.